GCUUUCAGAAUCUUUCGGUCCCUAACCGAACGCCUUUUUAGCUGCCAAAGGUGAAUCUACUGCGAUUUUUAAAGGAACUGCAAUUGCAGGCACUGGGAAGUAAAAACAAAAGAAGAUAUUUAAUUAAUUCUUGGAAAGAGUGAAGAAGUAAAAUCCAGGAAAGAUGAACUCCGGAGAUGGCUGUGGAGCGAAUCGCGAGCUGCCGUCAACGUCGAAACGGCAAUCCGAAGACUCGGAGAAAGAACCUCCCAGGAGAAGAGUGGAAGCUUGUCACGACGCAUCUGGGGAAAUGAAACUCCUUCGCGCCGUCCUAUGCAGUGACCGGUGCGCAACUCUCGCAAUCUCAACGGCCGAACCGAAAGACCUUGGCAUGCAAGAUGAGCGAGGGUGGACCGCCUUGCAUGAGGCCAUCUGGUGGAGAUCUACAGAAGUUGUGAAAAUGUUGCUGGCAGCUUGGUCCAGCAGCCACCUCGGAGCCACACACCCUCUUCUCGAGAUACAGGACAAUGGAGGGCGGACCGCCUUACAUGUGGCUGUUAAUGGUGGGCGCCUCGAAGUGGUCGAAAUGUUGCUCGCAGCUCGCACUGACAUUAAUCCCAGAGACGCCAACGGACGAAAGCCCCUCGUAGACAUACAGAACAAAUACGGGAGGUCGGCCUUGCACGAGGCGGCAGGUGGGGAUUCCCCAGAGAUGGUGGCAAUGCUGCUGGCUGCAGGGGCUAAUACGCAUCUUCAGGACAAGUGGGGCCAGACUGCGCUUCACGUCGCCAUCAACUGUCCCAAGGAGCAGAUUGCAGAAGUCAUCUGCGAUGCCGAUGAUAGAAACGUUCUUCGGGAUCACCGUGGUCGGACCGUGUUGCAUUUUGCUGCAACAUGUGGAAUGCAAACUAUUGUGAGAAAACUUCUGUCUUCGGGGCCUCUUCGGAAAACUCUUCGUUCGGGAAAGGAAUCGACUUCGAAUGCGGCGGAAGGGGAAGGAAUUGCUCUCUCGGCGAGCAAGCAGGACCUGGUGGACGUACAGGACAAAUACGGAAUGACUGCCCUACACCUGGCUGCACAAGGUGGCUUCACAGAGAUUGUUGAACUGCUGCUCGCAGCAGGGACAGAUCCCCUUCUUCAGACUAAACGAGGCCAAACGGCGCUCCACAUAGCUAUCGAUGAGCACCGGGAGCACAUUGCAGAAAUCUUAUGUGGUGCCGAGGAUGGAAACCACGGGCAGGAUCAAUAUGGAAGGACCACCUUGCAUUACGCUGCGAGGGCAAAAUUCAAACGUACUGUGAGAAACCUGUUGUUUAACGGCGAGCAUCCUCACACGAUGGAUAACGAAGGAAGUUCUCCUCUGCAGUUGGCCUUCGUAGCCAACGGGGACAAUAGCGUGGCUGAGAUGAUCAUUUCUUUUAUUGCCUGGAAGGACAUUUCGGUGGAUUGGAAGAGUUGGAAUGCCCGUAGAGUCGAGAUCUGCAAGAAGCGAAUGGAAGAAUGUUUUUCGGAGAUCCGGCGAAUGAAAGAGACGAAAGUGCUCGGUCGCAAUAUCACCUAUUACGAUGUUGCGGCGAGGCACGUGGGGAAGGUGGCCGACUAUCUGGAGAGCCGGGAGUUCCGGGAUGCGUUGCUGGGGGGUGGUUUUGCGCGGGACUUCCCCAAUUAUGCAGACUUCAUCGACUUCAAAGUGAAGAAGGCUGAAAGGAGGAGAAUCUUGAGGGCUCCCUGCCUGAAAUGCUUCGAGACGUUGUUCGGGAGUCUCCCUCCUUUGCCGGGAAUGAUCCUGUACGACAUAUUAGCCUAUUUGAGUGAACGAGAUAUGCAGAACGUCCUCGCAGCUUUUAACUGUGAUGUGCCUGACCGGAGGGCUUUUGAAGCUAGUGGAGCUGUCCUCUCAUAGCUUUGAUUAUGGUUUGGUCGCUUUAAAUAAGAAACAGAGUUGUUUUCAUUCUGAAACAAAAUAAUUGUUUUCCUUAAUCCUUAAGACUAUCAUUUGUUUUAUUGUUGAUGUCUUUAAUUUGAAACAGUAUGAACCUGUUAUUAUUUACUCUACCCCUUCUAAUGUUUUGCAAUCAUAGUACUAACUAAAUAAAGAGAUUUAAUCAAACAGUAUAAAUUUGACUUAUAGAUGACCGUUUCAAGGAGGCAUUAGAUAUUCGCAGCUAAAUUUUAUCAUCGGAAGAUUAGAGUUAAAUUUUGUAAAAACAAAACCGUUGCAUGCCAAAUAAAUAUUUUUUCCAUAUUUGCAAAAAGUGGCAGGGACAGUUUUUAGUGUACUCCCUUCUCCUACCCUCUGGCAGAAACAACCAUCCCUGUUAAGUCCAUAAAAGGGCUGUCCAAAGGUGGUGCUGCAUUUUUUUCCUACAAAUUUGGCCCCCUGCCCCCUUUUGUCUCAAAGUGUCACAAUUCUUGCUCUUCUCACAAAGCUCAUGUUUUAUUAGCUGAAUGCCAUAACUACUGCAGGCCACAAACAAAACAAAUAUUUGUUUUUGUAUCUGUUUCUAUCUGUCAAACCGAAUUUCUCAAGAAAUUGACACUCAAAACAAAAAAAAAAGUCUAACGAAUAUGCGGGAGUUUGAAUGUUAAUAUCAACAUCUAAGUCUUGAUUCUCAAUAGCAUAGUUUUGGAAAAAUAGAUUGUGCACAAGUGUAUUGUGUGUUCCAUUGAUUUUACACACAUUGUUUUUCGAUGGCAGAAUCUGGUUCCUCUUUCUUUUUUGUAAAAUUUUGGUUUGCAUUUAAUCCUCUAUUCCUAAUACUCAUAAGUGUCAAUAAGUUUUCUUAAUUUCGUUAGUGUUUGUACUUUUUCUUUUUUUUUUUUUUUUUUUUGUAAAGAAUAAUUUCAUUUUUGUAAAUAUUUAUUUCCUGUUUUUGGUGUCAUUUUCGUCAUCUAGCUAGGGGUAGAGAAGAUGAUAUUUCUGCAAAUGCCUUUUAAUAAUUAUAGUCGGGGCCCGACUAAGGCUUUUGAGGAUACUGGGCAUGAAGUUCAUUCAUUGAACCCCCCCCCCCCCCACCCUUACUUAUACAAACUUCUAAUAAAGUAUUUUGAUACUUCACGCUAAAUGGGGGAAUGUUUGCUUCAACGAAAGUAUUAUAAUAUACGUAUGUUGUUGUCAAACUUUUGCCUGGUAACAAUAAGACAUAAAUAUCAAAAAUAUCUCUGAAAAGCAUUUAAAAUGCAAUAAAAUAUGGCAUAAUGUUAGGGGAGCCCUACCCCCCCCCCCCCCCCCCGAAAAAAAACCCCCUUCAAAAUACCCUCCUAGCAAUUUAAAUGCCGCAGUCUACCCCAUGACCCCUCCCUCCCUUUAUGUGGACAUCCUGGUUAAGCCUGGAGUGGUUUCGGGAUUUGUGAAUUUCAAGUUUUUUUUUUUUUUUGCUGGACUUAAUAUUUGGCUUUGCUAUGGCCAGGGUUGGCUUUCUGCCAGCAGAAACUACUUUUUGCCGUGCCAGUGGCAGGAACUGGUUAUAACCGGUAAAAACCGGCAGAAACUGGCAAAAACUUAAAAACAUCUUUAAUAACUCAAGUAAUUACUGAAAGAUAUUUGUUUAAGUAAACUAAAGAAGUGAACUUCAUUUCAUAAUUAAAAAAAAAAUAAAAUACUGUGCUAGUACCCACGAUUUAGUUUGGAAAGGGAACUUUGCUAUUGCAGAUGCUCGUAAUAUUUGAAUUAGUCUAACAAAGGACGGAAAAUCAUAAGGAAAGAGGAGUGCGAUACAGAAUUAAACAGGCAUUACUGACUGUAAUUUGCUCGCUUAUAUGUUUCAUCUGAAUUGCUUUGUGAUUGAAAUUAUCGUGAGUUUCAAGAAAAAAGUGCCAGAAUUUUACUUGCCCAUAUUAGCGUAGAUUUUGUAUCUAGUGUCAAAACUUUGCGGAACAUAUUGGCCCUAUUUCUCCAAACUUAUUUAUCCAGAAAAAUUAGAUGAAAGUUUCAUGAACAUUGCUUGUUCCUUGAUGCAUUGCCUGCUAGCUCUUCUGUUGAAGAAUAUGCUAAAGUUUCUCAUUUGCGCAUAUUAAAUCGAGAAAGUGUUUAGAUUUUAGAAACCAUCUUUUCUAAGAGUUAAAUGCUUUGGCCAAGCAAUGUAACAUUUGAUUUUGAAUUGUGUUAAUAUUGUAAUUAAAUUGUGCUUUGGUAACAAAUUCAUUAUCUUUUCCAUGCAUUUUCUAUUGAAUGUCAACAACUAUUUUUUUUGGGGGGGCAUUUUGUGAGUUUUUGCCAGUUUCUGCCACAAAUGUGGCAGACAGUGGUUUUUGCCAUGCCAGUUUUAACCGGUUUCUACCAGUGGUUUUAACCGCCUCGGCGGAAACUUGCCAACCCUGGCUAUGGUGCAAUUUAAAUUCAUUCCAUUUUUAAAACUUUGGCUUCAGAUUUGGUGCCCCCUCCCCUUAAUAUUGGUGCCCUGGGCCCAUGGCCCAUGCCUUAGUCUGGCCCUGGUUAUAGUAUACUAAAUUAAUGCAUUAUGCAACCAACUCUCUUCCCCACGAGUUUUCUGGUCAAACAGUUUCCGUAUCAUCUCAUGGUUGCGGAAAGAUAUAGAAAGGGUAAAUUGUUUCUGUCAUCCUGUUAAAAAUAAAGUCGGUUGAGAAUUGUGAGACUAUAGAGUUCUCUAUAAAAGAACUUGUAAUGGUGAGUUGCGAUUUUUCUAUUUCAUUUUUUCGUUUCAGAUGGUAAAAAAAAAAAAUCUAAAACAAGUGCAGCAAGCUGUGCACUGUUUCAGAAAGCUGUGGACUGUCCAAAUAAAUAACGUCAGAAAACGGUGAUGUCACAUUUUUUGUUACCCUCACCCUCAAAGGGUGACAUUAUUUGUGAGGGUACCCUCCUAACUGAGCAUUUCAGUUUACUUUUUUUAUUUUUUAUCCGUACAUUCCAUAAACCCUAUUUUUGUGGAAAUAAAACUUUAAACAUCAAGAACUCACAAAUGUUUGUGCUGAAGAGUAAUUAUAAUCAAUAUUAAAAAAGCAUAAUUUUGCAUAUAGUGGUAUACAUGGGUUUCAGGGUUACAAGGAAAAAUCAGUUGAGGACCCUCUUGGUAUCUCUCAAAUCUUCUUCACAUCAAUUAAUUUAUGUUUUUGCCUUAAAAACGAAGCUUCUUAACAUAUUUACAAUAUUUCACGAAAAUGUUGUGCUUUUUAUAUGUCGUUGUUUACCUUUAACUUGUACUAAUAAAAUAACUUUU
Messenger RNA from Uloborus diversus, 5156 nucleotides. Its product is annotated as serine/threonine-protein phosphatase 6 regulatory ankyrin repeat subunit A-like. The record is from RefSeq and is a predicted model, not a curated record. The transcript is spliced from 4 exons. Lineage: Eukaryota; Metazoa; Arthropoda; Arachnida; Araneae; Uloboridae. Gene Ontology annotation, molecular function: protein binding. The coding region runs from base 164 to 1882 and encodes 572 amino acids.